Solanum dulcamara is the source of this 7046-nucleotide messenger RNA. RefSeq lists its product as uncharacterized. The transcript has 3 exons. Bases 368 to 6733 code for a protein of 2121 amino acids. Lineage: Eukaryota; Viridiplantae; Streptophyta; Magnoliopsida; Solanales; Solanaceae. The record is from RefSeq and is a predicted model, not a curated record.
ACCGAAAGUUAAGAAAAAAGAAAAGAGGACUGAAAGAGAAAGGUGCAAACUUUUUCUUUUUCUCCUUUAUCUUUUUUUUUUUACUUCUUUUGAUUACCUUAUUUUCUCUUUAGUUUUUAGCUUAUGAGUUUGAAAACUCUAAACAAAAUAGCAGACUUUUAGCUGAGGUGAAAAAAGAAGAAGAAGAAGACGAAAGUUGGGUUUUUUUUGUUUGUGGAGAAUUGAUUUUGAUCUGUACUCAAAGAGCUGUUUGGAACUUUGAAGUUCUUGCUCUUGGUAAGUUGAUAUAAGGGGAUUAAGUUGUUUUUCUGUAAAAUUGAUAUUUGUUUUUAAGUUUUGAGUAGUUUCUUAUAGUGAGAAAAAAAAGAUGGGUGUUGGAUUAUUAGAGAUUGGAGUUGAAAUGAGGAGAAUUUUGAUAUUUUCGAUUAAAGGAUGUUAUGUUACAGUGUUAAAUCAUCCAUUUCUUGUGAGUAUGCUGUGUUUCAUAGCAUUUUUGUACAGAUGUUUCCCAUUUCUGUUUUCAAUAUUGUUAGCUGCAUCUCCAGUUCUUGUUUGUACUGCUGUUUUGCUUGGAACUUUACUAAGUUUUGGUCAGCCAAAUAUACCUGAAAUCGAAAGGGAGGAAAAAACAAGUAGUCAUGAUAUAGUACCUCUGAGAACUGGUGUAUUAUAUGAUACUACUCAUAUUGAGACUGCUGAAGAUAGUUACUAUGUGGAGAGAUAUACGGAGAGGGACCUCGUAGAUCAGUCGAUUGAUAAGAUCAAUGAUCUUUCCCCUCUACUUGAGGAAAGGUCUCGAGAUUUUCAAUUUGGGGAUGGGGUUUUUGAGGAAGCAGGAAGGCAGUUUUAUGAACAGAUCUAUGAAGAGAAUGAGGAGAAACAUGGUGAUGGUGAUGAGGAACUUAUGGAGAGUCAAUACUCUCCGAUUCCAACGGUUGAUGAAGAUUUUGAGGAAGCAGCAAGGGAGUUCUAUGAGCAAAACAGUGAAAAGAGUGAAGAGAAACAUGAUGAUGUGGAGCUUAUGGAGAGUCGGUACUCUCCCAUUCCAACGGUUGAUAAUGAGAGCAUUGAGUUUGACAUUGAUAGAUCAGAUUCCUUUGAUUCUAAAAGGGUGAAUCUUAAUUCUCUUCCUGGUUCCCCUUGGAAAAAGGAGAGGGAGGAGGAGGAAGAGGAGGAGGAGGAGGAGGAGGAUGACGAGUCUUUUGAUUCGGAGUCUGAUCGAGCUGAGAGCUCUUCUCCAGAUGCUUCAAUGGCUGACAUUAUUCCAAUGCUUCAUGAGCUCCACCCGCUUUUGGAUGAAGACACUCCUCAGCAUCUUAGUUUGUUGCACGAUGGUUCUGAUGCUGCUUCGGAUAGUUCUGGUAAGACCAGUGAGAGUGAUAACGAAUCCGAUGAUGGUGUUGAAAAUCAAGAAGAGCUAGAAGUUGCAGACGACGAGAAUGAAGAUGGUGAAGAUGAAGAAGGAAAGCGAGACGAGGAAGAUAUAAGUAAGUCAGCUAUUACAUGGACAGAGGAGGAUCAGAAGAAUCUAAUUGACUUGGGAAGCUCCGAGGCCGAAAGGAAUCAACGGUUGGAGAAUCUUAUGGCAAGAAGAAGAGCACUGAAGAAAAUGAGGCUGAUGAUGACCGAAAAGAAUUUGAUUGACUUGGAAAGUGCUGAUCUUCCAUUCAACAUCCCGUCCAUUUCUACAGCAAAAAACAAUCCUUUUGAUGCUCAUAAUGAUAACUAUGACCUUGGACUGCCACCAAUCCCGGGGUCUGCUCCAUCGGUUUUAGUACCAAGGCGAAAUCCAUUUGAUCUUCCUUAUGACUCAAGUGAAGAGAAACCUGAUCUGAUGGAGGACGAACAAGAUUUUGUAACAUUUCAAGCAAAGGAUCCGCUUUUCCGGAGGCAUGAAAGUUUUAUCGUAAGACCCUCACUCUUUGGGCUGAACAGGCAAGACAAGCCAGAUAUCCAUUUGAGACCCUAUUUUGUUCCGGAGAGAAUGGCUGCAGAGGGAACAAGCUACUCACCAUUUCAAAGACAAUCUAGCGAACUUAGUGAUUCGAAGGUGAGUUCUGUUCCCGAAACAGAAUCACUAAGUUCAGUUGAAGAUCUGGAAGACAGUAACCUCAUUGAAGGGCAGCUAAGACACAAAAGCCUUGAUCAAGAAGAACUGGAAUGCAAAAACCUCAUGGAUGAACAUAUCUCAGAGGAGCCAGAGCAUGCUUCUGAGCAUGUCAGACAUGGAAGUCAAUCCUCCGAAGAAGUAGAGUCUUUAGUGCAGCUGGGAACUGUGGAAAAUCAUCAUGAAGCAGAAGAAAUUUUGCUCCAGGAAGGAAGAGUGACCAAUGCGCUGGAACUUAAUCCAACCGAAAUUCAAUCCAAGCCAGAGACUUCUUAUCAAAGAUACAGUAGUCAAUCUAGCUCCUCGUCGUUGGCAGAAGUGAGUGAAAGGGUCUUUGUUGAUAAAGAAGGAGAACUGAGAUCAAGUUUCGAGGAGAUAAUGGGACAUGUUGAACAAAAUGGGAUCUCCAGGCAAGCUUCAUUUGAUCGACCAGAUUUCCACAUCAUGGGCGCUUCAGUGGAUCAUACUUCACGCGAACAGCCUAUUUAUGAUUCCAGUCCUUCUGCUAUUAGGGAAAACAUAUUUUCAGCCUCGUUUUCUUCAGAACAGCAUGUGGAAUCUGAGCCAGGGUUUCCUCCUACAUUGGUUGAAAGAACUAUUUCUUUCGUAGAGAGGGAAUCUGAGGAAAAUAGUCAGUACAUUGAAAAAUCCCUUCCAACUAAUGAAGAGAUUUUGGCACUAGCAAAUGACCAAGAAUUUCUGUCAAGGGAGGUGGUAUGCCAAAAUGAGCUUGAUGUUGCAAAGGCGGAGAUUUCUCAAGAUGAUGAAGUCUUUAGCGGUGCAAAUGCCCUUCCGGUGCCUGAGUUGGUCGUCGGUCAGGCGUCUAUUGACUCGAAAUCAUCAGCAGACGAAGAUAUUUUGUAUAAAGAAGGAACUAUUGAGCAUGCACAACAGCAAGUUUCUUCUUCAAGAUUUGAUGCAGAUACCCAUAUUGUGUCUCAACUUGCUGUAGACCACACUGUUGAAUCCCUUUCAACGUCCUCAGACCAUCAAAACAUUCAUCGGAUGGGUGAUAAACAGCGUUCUCUGAUCGCAGAGGUUCCACUUGAUCAACCAGUUAUGCCUUCUUUGGAGAGGCAAUCUGUGGAGGAUGUGACUGAGAAGGAAGAAACUGUAGUGUCUGAACAACAUGAUCUUCCCUCAUCUAAUGCCGUUGAAAGUUCGGUUACUGAUGCUCUGAGUGAAGUGGAUGAAACACAGAUCUCUGUUGGAUAUCAAUAUGCUUCUACAGAGAGGUCCAUCUCUCAGUGUGAAGAAGAAUUGGCAUACUCAGACAAAUCCAUUGAUGAACAACAAUCAGAGGAUCAGGAAGUAAAGGAGCCACCAGCUAUCCUGGUUGAGUCAAUUGAGGAAGCAAGCACCACUGAGACCUUGAAUGCUUCAGAAAUCCAUGACCUUGAUAAUGGAAUUCCUAUUAUCAUCUCCCCACGUACUCCCGUCUGUAUUUCCAAUCUGCAUGAGGUUGUUGAGUCCCCAAGAGGUGCUGGUCUAUCAGGUCUAAAGAACAUGAUCCUCGAGGAAAAUGAUAACCAGAUCAAAGUCUUGGAAAACUAUGUAUUGCCACCAGAAGCUGCUGAUUUCCAUCAUGAUGAGCAAUAUAUAGUUGAAGAAACAGAUGGUAUCGAGGACAUUGAUGAGGCAUUUCUCUAUGAAUUAGAUACAGUUGGUGACUUUAGCAUCAACGAGUUGGCGUCAAACCAGAAUGAAUUUGAGAGACGAAUCGACUCUGCUGGAGAGGGUUUGUCUGCAUUCCACACUGUUGAUUCUGGCACUCAUGAAGUUGCUGAAGAGGCCUGUGCUGAAGUUCAUGAAAGAAAGUUUCCAUUGCACCCUGAGAUUUUAAAUGCAUCCACAUUUGAAGAGAUUGAUAAGCACGAAGAAGAAGAGUGUGCUUCAGAAGUUCAAAAUUCUGCAAUGAGCAUUAUUGAUCAUAUUGAUGCAUCUCAUGCAGAAUUUGCUGAAGGAGAAGUUCACAAUGCUGUUGAUGCUAGAUUAAUUGAAGGAGGGCUCCCUGAGGAUAGUGAUAUUGGACUUUUGGAUGCUCAAGAGAUAGUUCUGGAUAUGCCUAUAGCUGAACCUCCCAACUCUGUCUUUCAGGUAGCAAAUGCAAAAUCUACUCAAACUGGAGUGACUGAAGUGCCUCAAGAAGUUAUAGUCAAAGAGGAAGCUGAUUCUGGUAUGCCAGUACUAGAAGUGCAAACAAUUCAAGAUAUUGAGUCAGCGUUUUGGAAAGUUUAUGAGAAAGAAAUGGAGAAAUCCAAUGUUUUUGAGCUAUAUAAUGCUGAAGAUUCUGGAAUGCCAGUGCUGGAAGCACAAACUGUUGAAGAUAUUGAGUUAGCAUUUAGAGGUGCUUCUGAGAAAGAAAUAGAGAACUCGAAUGUGUAUGGGAUACCUAAUGCUAAACUAGUAACUGAAGAAUCUGGGAGUUCUGACAAUGCAGUGGUGUUCGAAGGGUCAAGUUCAGUACAGAACAAUUCUGGAAUGCCAGAGGUGGAAGCACACACAAUUGAAGAUAUUGAAUCAGCAUUUGGAAUUAGUUCUGAGAAAGAAAAAGUGCAUUUGAAUGUGCUUGAGCUACCUAAUGCUAAGCUUGUAACUGAAGAAUCUGUGGAUUCUGACGCUGCUGCGGUGUUUGAAGUAUCAAGUUCAGUGCAGGAAGAUCCUGAAAUGCCAGUGGUGGAAGCACAAACAAUUGAAGACAUUGAGUCAGCAUUUAGAAUUAGUUCUGAGAAAGAAAUAGUGCAUUCAAAUGUGGAGCUACGUAAUGCUAAACAUGUAACUGAAGAAUCUGGGGAUUCUGACGAUGCAGGGGUGUUUGACGUGUCAAGUUCAAUGCAGGAAGAUUCUGAAAUGCCAGUGGUGGAAGCACAAACAAUUGAAGAUAUUGAGUCUGCAUUUAGAAUUAGUUCUGAGAAAGAAAUAGUGCAUUCAAAUGUGCUUGAGCUACCUAAUGCUAAACUUGUAACUGAAGAAUCUGGGGAUUCUGCAAUGCAGGAAGAUUCUGAAAUGCCAGUGGUUGAAGCACAAACAAUUGAAGAUAUUGAGUCUGCAUUUAGAAUUAGUUCUGAGAAAGAAAUAGUGCAUUCAAAUGUGCUUGAGCUACCUAAUGCUAAGCUUGUAACUGAAGAAUCUGUGGAUUCUGACGAUGAAGUGGUGUUUGAUGUGUCAAGUUCAGUUCAGGAAGAUUCUGGAAUGCCAGUAUUGGAAGCACAAACAGCUGAAGAUAUUAACUUAACAUUUAGGCAAAUAGGUGAGAAAUCGAAUGUUCUUGAGCAACCUUUUGCCGAGCUAGCAACUGAAGAGUCUGGGGAUUUUGAAGAUGCAGCGUUGUUCGACGUGUCAAGUUCAGUACAGGAAGAUUCUGGAAUGCCAGUACUGGAAGCACAAACAGCUGAAGACAUUACCUUAGCAUUUAGGCAAAUAUCUGAGCAAGAAAUAGAGAAAUCGAAUGUUCUUGAGCAACCUAAUGCUAAGCUUGUAACUGAAGAAUCUGGAGAUUCUGACAAUGCAACGAUGUUUGACGUGUCAAGUACAGUACACAAAGAUUCUGGAAUGCCAGUACUGGAAGCACAAACAGUUGAAGAUAUUAACUUAGCAUUUAGGCAAAUAUCUAAGCAAGAAAUAGCUGGGAAAUCGAAUGUUCAUGAGCAACCUAAUGCUGAGCUAACAACUGAAGAAUCUGAGAAUUCUGACGAUGCAGUGGUGUUUGAAGUGUCAAGAUCAGUGCUGGAAGAUCCUCAAAUGCCAGUACGGGAAGCACAAACAGCUGAAGAUAUUAACUUAGCAUUUAGGCAAAUAUCUGAGCAAGAAAUAGAUGAGAAAUCAAAUGUUCUUGAGCAACCUAAUGCUGAGCUAGCAACCAAAAAAUCUGGGAACGUUACAGCUGCAGCUGAAGUGUCAAGUUCAGCGCUGGAAGAUUCUGAAAUGCCAGUGCCGGUAGCAGAAACAGUUGAAGAUAUUGACAUGAUCUUUAGAAGAAUAUCUGAGAAAGAAAUGAAGAAAUCGAAUGUUCUUGAGCAACCUAACGCUGAGCUAGCAACUGAAAUAUCUGGGAGUUCUGAUAGCACAGCGGUGUUCGAAGUGUCAAGCGUGACGCGCAAUAUGCAGUUACCAAUUCUUGAAACAAGACCAACUGAAUAUUUUGAUUUGGAUCAUGAAAAACUUUCUGAGAUUGAUGAUGAGACGCUCAUCCGUCAUGAUUCUGUUGGUGGUGAUGAGCAUUCUGGGGAAUCCAAAGACAUAGGAGCUUCUUCAGAUUCACGAAAUGUCGAAACAGACUUGGCUUUGAAACAAGUCUUGGAAGGAAAUCUGGAGAAACCCCUGUACUCCACUUCUGAAGGUGAGUUAGCAGAAGUGAAGCCAAGUGGAGCAGACUCAUCCAAUGAUAUGGAAUCGAGUGUUAGGGGAUCAGAUGUGCCUGAUUUUGGUGGUGAAACUGGAAAAGGUGAUCAUGAAGUUGUAGUAAAAGAAGCAAAGACAUUAACAGCUGAAAAAGCAGAUCAUGCUGUUGAUAUGCCUAGUGCAUCUGAUGUUAAAGGCAAGAAAGUCAAAUCCCACGAGACGGGAUCAAGUUCAAGUUCAAGCUCAAGCUCUGAUUCAAGUUCAAGCGACUCCGACAAAGAAUGAAGAUGCUCAGGAAGAUUGACAAAAGCAGUAAAAGUUGGUUUACAAUUUUGUGUUUAUUGCAUUAGAAGCUUGGGUUAUUGCAUGGUUUGGAGUGGCUUGUGAAAUGGACUCCUUCAAGAAUGAGUUUUGGUUUGAUUUCUUGAAGCAUUCUUUUCUUCUUAUAUUUUUUUUCCAUCUUUUCAGCAGUUUUUGGAGAUUGUUGAAAGAAAAGGUUUUGUUAAACUUGUAUAUGGAUUUUGUAAUUUUUUGUAUGAAACAGUUUAUGUUUGACUGUUAUCCUGAAAGUAAUGGCAAGCAAGACUCAUUGCCUUUC